Messenger RNA from Aphis gossypii (cotton aphid), 1467 nucleotides. Its product is annotated as ATP-dependent DNA helicase PIF1-like. The record is from RefSeq and is a predicted model, not a curated record. The coding region runs from base 99 to 1430 and encodes 443 amino acids. The transcript has a single exon. Gene Ontology annotation, molecular function: DNA helicase activity. Lineage: Eukaryota; Metazoa; Arthropoda; Insecta; Hemiptera; Aphididae. Gene Ontology annotation, biological process: telomere maintenance; DNA repair.
AUCGAGAAAGACUGUAUGAUCUCAACGAUUUGAAAGAAUUAAUUCAAACAAAUCUUCCACUGUUAAAUGAACAACAGAAGUAUGUAUUUGAAACUCUUAUGAAAGUAACAAAUGAUGAAACUGGAGGGAUUUACUUCUUAGAUGCACCUGGUGGUACAGGAAAAACUUUUUUGAUUUCAUUAAUAUUAGCAACAAUUCGCUCACAAAAUAAAAUUGCACUUGCACUCGCUUCGUCGGGAAUCGCAGCAACUUUGCUUGAAGGUGGUCGAACAGCCCAUUCAGCACUAAAAUUGCCAUUAAAUAUGCAUAGCAAUGAAACUCCAACCUGCAACGUUUCGAAGAACUCUGCAAUGGCAAAGGUUUUGCAGCAAUGUAAAUUGAUUGUUUGGGAUGAAUGCACGAUGGCACAUAAAAAAUCUUUGGAGGCUUUGGACAUAACCUUAAAAGAUCUACGGAGCAAUAAUAACCGAUUUGGUGGUGCAAUGAUUUUAUUAGCAGGAGAUUUUCGUCAAACAUUGCCGGUGAUUCCACGAUCAACGCCAGCUGAUGAACUCAAUGCAUGUCUAAAGUCCUCCAGUUUGUGGAAACAUGUCAAAGUACUUCAUUUAAGCAAGAAUAUGCGUGUCGAGUUGCAAAAUGACCAAUCUGGAAACAUAUUCUCUAAACAACUCAUUGACAUUGGUAAUGGCAAAUUUCCUAUAGACAUGUUGACUGGCUGCAUUAACUUUCCUCUAAGUUUUUGUCAGUUAACUCGAUCAAAAGAUGAACUUAUUCAGAAGGUGUUUCCAGAUGUUUCUCAAAAUUACAGAAACCAUGAUUGGUUGAGCGAACGAGCUAUACUGGCUGCAAAAAACAUAGAUGUAAAUGAAUUAAAUUUCAAAAUUCAAGAACAAAUUACAGGCGAAUUGAUGAUAUAUAAAUCAGUUGAUUCGGCUACUAAUCAAGAUGAUGUAGUCAACUAUCCACCGGAAUUUUUAAACUCGCUGGAUUUGCCAGGAUUGCCACCUCACAAUCUUCAAUUAAAGGUUGGAUCGGUGGUUAUAAUGUUGCGAAAUAUCAACCAACCGCGUCUUUGCAACGGUACACGGUUAGCGAUAAAAAAAUUACUAAACAAUGUGAUAGAAGCAACUAUACUCAAAGGAAAGUAUAAAGGAGAAGAUGUUCUCAUACCGCGCAUCCCAAUGAUUCCGACUGAUGUGCCAUUUGAGUUUAAACGACUACAGUUUCCAGUGCGUCUUGCUUUUGCUAUGACUAUAAACAAGUCACAGGGGCAAUCAUUAAGUGUUUGUGGUAUUAAUCUAGAAAACCCAUGUUUCUCACAUGGUCAAUUGUAUGUUGCCUGUUCCCGUGUUGGAAAACCAUCAGAUUUGUUUAUCUAUGCGCCAGGUAAUCAAACAAGAAACAUCGUAUACCACAAAGUACUACAAUGAUAAUAAUAAUAAUUAUGAUUCACAUGAUUAACAAUAA